AUGGACAAACACGUGGAGCCCGAACAGACUGCCGAUGCCGACAAAGGCGAUACCCUAGUCCUCGAAAAAGACAAUGCUAGGAAGGCCGCUUUCGAGGCCUUGUUCACGACCUUCCAGACAGGGUUCCAAGAACAGAAGCGGUUGGAACCUGCCCACCGAACUGCUGUAUUGUCCUUGCAGCAUGCACAUCAUGAAGCGAUCCGGUAUCAGGCCAUCACUCGAUUGAAUCUUCAGACAAUCGACUUGGACAACAACCCCUCCCUGGAUCAAUACUCUCACUUCUUGAGGCUUGAGGUUGAGAGCAUCAAGCGUCGAUCCGAAAUGAACAGGGGCUUGAGAAAGAUCAUCACUCUCGCAGACGAGAUGGUUGCAAUAGAGAAGAAGAUCAGAACAGAAUAUGGAGCAGAGUUGGACCAGCUAAGUACUAAGGUCAGGCAGUUGUUCGAUGAAAUGACAGCAUUGGUCAGAAAGCGUCUGGCUAUGAUCAAGGAUCAGUGCUCUAAGGUCAUGGCGAAUGCAAGAAGAUGAGCCCUGCAGUGCAAGGACACACCCGACUUGCUCUUUCACUUAUGGUUUCCGGCGGUCAUCCUUCACUGGC
Messenger RNA from Aureobasidium pullulans EXF-150, 598 nucleotides. RefSeq lists its product as uncharacterized. Bases 1 to 528 code for a protein of 175 amino acids. NCBI's taxonomy places the organism in Eukaryota, Fungi, Ascomycota, Dothideomycetes, Dothideales, Saccotheciaceae. The transcript has 2 exons. The record is from RefSeq and is a predicted model, not a curated record.